GAGUAAAAACUAUCGUUUCUCUGUCUGUUAGGUUGCCCUUAAAGCGUGUUUUGUGAAAAUAGCAACACCGUAUUCAUAUUAUGUAUUUAUGUUAAAAAUUUAAAAAGUUAAUAUCAAUAAGAUAUUGAGUUCGUGUAAACAUAUAUUGAUCCGUAUUCUACGUGACCGACCGGCGACCACAUUUCCAGUGUGUAAGCCAUUCCGCUCUGUUGCAAUUGAUCUUCUUGGUGUAAAAAAACAAUAUAUUACGGUAUUUACGAUCGUUUUUUUUACAAUUCUACGGUGUUUUGAAUUUCGUCAGAAUUUCUAAAGAUAAAAGUAUUGUAUGAAUAUUAAUUGCAUGCUUAGUCUUUGUUAGGUAAAUCUGGUCGAUUUAUUAAAAGUAUUAUGGAAUCUAAAAACGCCGAGUCUAUAGACAAAUCAGAUCAAGAUGUUGCGCUUAUUGAAAAUGGUAUACCUAAAAAAGUUGAUAAGAAUAAUGUACAAGGUAAAAGACGUAGAAAAUGUUUACGCGUCAACAUAUCUGCUAUACCUCCAGAUUCUGCAUACAUACGAUUUUUAAAUGACAGACGCAAACGAUUUCGUUCGAAUAAUCCUAAUUUAUCAUUUGCUGAAAUAACUAAAAUUAAUACUGAAUGGAAUCGGUUGCCAGCAGAUAAAAAACAAAAAUUUCACUCAGCAGCUGAAUGUUCUAAAUGUGUUAAAAAAUUAGUAGCAGCUUAUAAAAAGACAAAAGCAUAUAAAAAUUGUAUUCAACGUGAAAUGAAAAAGAAAAAAAUUAAUACCCAAAUCCAAGAAGACAAAGAGGAUGAAGAAUUUAAAAAAGAGAAAUCACCUGGAGAUAUCAAAUUAAAAAAGGAACAAGAAUUAAUAAAAAUAGAACCAUCUUAUAAUAACAUUAACACAGUUUAUGACAUACCAACAUUUUCUGAUGAAUUCUCAAUCUUCAAUAAUGCUAGAGAAAGUGAACUAAGAUACCUCCAAAAUAUAUUAAUGGACGAAUUACUGUGUCACGUAAGGUUAUUGAAAAUGCAUUAUGAUCUUGACUGUGUAUUGAAAAAUUUGUAUGAACAAUCUUAAGGUCAUCGAAGAACAACAAAUCACAUUUAAAUUAUUUUAGUUAGCCUUUUUACUUUUGUAAAAUUAAAAAUAAAUAGGAGUCUUCAAAGGAUCGUGUAUCUAAAGUUCUAACCACUCAUAGUAUAAUACUUCCACAGUUUUAAGUAACUAGAUGUUGACCAAUUUUCAUUUUCUU
Rhopalosiphum maidis (corn leaf aphid) is the source of this 1255-nucleotide messenger RNA. Its product is annotated as high mobility group protein 20A-like. Gene Ontology annotation, cellular component: nucleus. The transcript is spliced from 7 exons. NCBI's taxonomy places the organism in Eukaryota, Metazoa, Arthropoda, Insecta, Hemiptera, Aphididae. The record is from RefSeq and is a predicted model, not a curated record. Gene Ontology annotation, biological process: regulation of gene expression. Bases 388 to 1080 code for a protein of 230 amino acids.